Molecule: messenger RNA, 657 nt
Organism: Microthlaspi erraticum
Lineage: Eukaryota; Viridiplantae; Streptophyta; Magnoliopsida; Brassicales; Brassicaceae
Source: the annotation of a GenBank genome assembly
AUGGUGGGAAUCAGUGCGUUGUCUGAUGACUUGCUGCUUAAGAUAUUAUAUUUUCUUCCAACAAAAGUUGCAGUCUCCACAAGCCUUUUGUCGAAACAAUGGGAGUUUCUUUGGAUGUGGUUGCCUAAACUUGAGUACGAUGAGUACUAUGAUAUCACUGGUCCAUUGUCUUCAUCAUGGUUGAGGUAUGCGGAAUUUAUUGACAAGAAUCUGCCAUUGCAUAGAGCUCCGGUCAUAGAAAUCCUGAUCCUCAGUUUUUCUUAUGGUAGUUUAAGUCGACCCGACAGAAUCAAAAUAUGGGCUGGGAUUGCGGUUUCUCGCUUUGUGCGUGAGCUAAGUAUUGUCUAUUUGUGUGGCAAACCAAGUGAUGUAUUAUCAUUGCCUAGAAGUUUGUAUACCAGCAAUUCACUCAUGACUUUGAAACUUGAAGGCAACAACAUUCUUGUGAAUGUUCCUCGAAUUGUUUGUCUCCCUUCCUUGAAGACCUUGGAACUUCAUCGUGUGGCAUUCUUAGAUGAAGAUUCUCUUCGUCUCCUUCUAUCGCAUUGCCCUGUUCUUGAAGAUUUGUGUAUUGUAUUUGUCCGUGAUAGAGACCAAGACAAUUUGAUAGCGAUAGUUGUUACGUCCCGUCUUUGCAGCGUUUAUCCUUGCAUAUAG